AGCCGCUCGGCUGACGACAGGAAGCCCCAUGAGAUGUUGAGCAAAGUUUCUUUCCCGCAGGCCGCAAGACGUUCUCAGCGCAAAUGAGCAGCUGAAGACCAUCGUUCAUGGAUCUAAAUGGCGCGUCUGGAAGAUCGUCACUAUCCCGACAUCGUGCCAGCUGACUCGCGGUCGUCCGUUUCCCCUUUGGUCGACGGGACGAACUCGACGACGGCGCCCGAUCCCCGGCAGCCUUGCGUGGAUUACGACGCGCUGCGGCGCCCCCUCGCGGUGCUUUACUCCCUCAUCUUUGCUCUGGGUCUGCUUGGGAAUCUGGUGGCUCUAUGGGCUUUGUUCCUCGCGCGCUCCAAGCGGAACUCGGUGCGAGUGUUCCUCAUCAACGUGGCGUUCGCCGACCUCCUCCUGGCGGUCUGUCUGCCGUUCAGGAUUCUCUACCACGGCCGAGGGAACGUCUGGACCUUGGGGCCCACGCUGUGCAACGUGGUGGGCAACUUCUUCUACAUGAACAUGUACAUCAGCAUCAUUCUGCUGGGGCUGAUCAGCGUGGAUCGCUACUUGAAGAUCCACCGGGGAACUCGGACAAAGAGCGGGCUGCGCUCCGCCAGGUGGAGCGCCGUCAUCUGUGCGGCCAUCUGGAUCGCCGCCUUUGGCUUGGCUUCAGCCUUCUUCCUGCCCGAGACGCCAUCGCAAGUGAACAGGUGUUUCCACUACAAACAGCUCCACGGGGCCAAGUGGAAAGCGUACGUCAACAUCUGCAUGCUGGUGCUCUUCUGGCUGGUGUUCAUCUCCCUGGUGGUGUCCUACGUGAAGAUCGCCCUCAAGCUCCUCAGGACAUCUCAGGAUAAACCGGACCUGCCCAACGCUCGCCGCUAUUCGAGAACCGCACGGAAGUCGUUCUUCAUCCUGUUCCUCUUCACCGUCUGUUUCGUCCCCUAUCACGUGAUUAGGGUGUUCUACAUCAAGACCCAGAUUACAGACACUUCCUGCUUCUGGAAGGGCGUGGCCGACAAGGCCAACGAAUUGGCCUUGCUCUUUUCGGCUCUGAACGCCUGCCUGGAUCCCGUUCUUUUCUUCCUCUUAUCGUCUUCUGUGAGGAAGGAGGUGCGGCGCUUGACGGGCAACGCGUUUCGCGGACGAGAUACUCCAGUGGGAGUUAGCGGGAGCAGCUCCACGGCGGAACCGGACGGGAGGACGGGAAGGCCGGACAGAGGGCGAGCGAACGUCCCGGCGGCUUUGAGAUAAAGGAUUUGCUGACCUUAUUUGUGGCGUGCUGCUAGUUCGACAGCUGGCGCUCCCAACCGGGCGGGGCGAGGAAACAUUUCACAAGGACGUGAAAGACUCCAAGUGGGAGAUUUCCUUCUCGGCAGCAGCGGCGACUGCGGCAAUAAAGACUCGAGUGAUGACGCCGUUCGCCGCCCGUGGAAAGAACCACAACGGAGAUCCAAAAGCAGACCGUUUUCGUCCAUUAGUCGCUGAGACGUCAAAGCCCAGCUGGGAUCGUCACAAGCGCCGCGUGAACUUUUGCAGACACGAAAGGGUGCCGUUCAGCCCUCGGAAGACGGAACGUUCGCGCAUUUGGAGCUGGGAAGUGCGUGCUCGUUUCCCGAUUUGGCUUCGAGCAGUCGUGUUGGUUUUUUUCAGUCUGAAACGGCAAAACGUGACGCUGGAACAGCUGCGCCCCCUACAGGCACGUACAUACAACUACUUUUGCAUCCAACGAUGAAGAGGGCCUUCCAAAUGAGAUGGAUUCAAGCGCAAGAUGAGCAGUAAGUACAUUCUUGUUCAGCUCGAUUGCAUGCAAUGUCUCUGCGAAGCGAAGGAUGCGUCCGCGCGCUUUUAUUUUGCUUUGCGCGGGCCGAUGAGUUCUGCCGCUCGUGCCCACGUGUCCGAAGCGGCACGAGUGUGAGUGAGGAUUAUUUUGCCGGCAAAAACCGGAUAAGCAGAGGAGCC
Phyllopteryx taeniolatus (common seadragon) is the source of this 1950-nucleotide messenger RNA. It is a transcript of the gene gpr34b, whose product is annotated as G protein-coupled receptor 34b. The record is from RefSeq and is a predicted model, not a curated record. The transcript has 4 exons. Gene Ontology annotation, molecular function: G protein-coupled purinergic nucleotide receptor activity. The coding region runs from base 118 to 1242 and encodes 374 amino acids. NCBI's taxonomy places the organism in Eukaryota, Metazoa, Chordata, Actinopteri, Syngnathiformes, Syngnathidae. Gene Ontology annotation, cellular component: membrane. Gene Ontology annotation, biological process: G protein-coupled receptor signaling pathway.